AUGGAACAUUUUCCUGAAGAGCGUUAUUAUAAACUAAAUCGAUUUGUACUGUCGCUUACUGGGUUAUGGCCAUAUCAAAGCAAAUGGAGCGCUCGUUUAGUGAGGGCUAUUAUCAUUACUAUGUUGUUGGCAUCUGCAAUUUUUCAGUUAUUAAGCCUUUUUACGUCUAAUAUCACUGCAAACUUCAUAAUCGAUAUGGUACCAGCAUUUGUACCUGUAAUAGGUAGUCUGAGUCAAAUGUAUGCACGUAUCGGACAUACAGACAAACUUAGGGAUCUAUUUGAACAUAUGUGGAACGAUUGGAGAUUACGAAAGACAACUUAUGAGACCAAGAUCAUGCAAAAGCAUGCUGAGACAUCGAGAUUAUUGACGUUUUAUUAUUUGCUUAUGCAGUACAUAGCCGUGACAGGGUACAACGCAUGGUUAUUUCUACCGGAAAUUCUCGAUAUUGUAUCGCCCAUAAAUGAAUCCCGCCCACGAAUACUACCUUUUAAAGCUGAGUUCUUUGUCGAUGAAGGACGAUACUUUAACAUCAUUCGGUCCCAUAUAUGUAUCGUGAUUUGUAUAAUAUCACUAAUUUUUAUUGCAGUUUCCACUUUGUAUAUAGCUCUUACGCAACAUGUUUGCGGAAUGUGCGAGUUAUUGGGAUUCGUUGGUAUGAUCGAAUUUUAUCACACAAUACCAUUUCUAAUGGAUAUCAUAGGAUUAGUGCUUGCAACGAGUCUUGCGUUAACACAGAUGCUUACCAGUAUCGGCGAUAAUGAGCGAACCGCUAGAUCUAUUAGUGUCGCUAUUCUAACACUGAUACAUCUAUUUAUAUCUAAUUAUAUGGGACAAAGAGUUACGGACACGACUUCGAGCGCAUGCGAGAAGGUGUGA
Messenger RNA from Cyphomyrmex costatus, 879 nucleotides. RefSeq lists its product as uncharacterized. The record is from RefSeq and is a predicted model, not a curated record. Gene Ontology annotation, biological process: sensory perception of smell; detection of chemical stimulus involved in sensory perception of smell. NCBI's taxonomy places the organism in Eukaryota, Metazoa, Arthropoda, Insecta, Hymenoptera, Formicidae. Gene Ontology annotation, molecular function: olfactory receptor activity; odorant binding. The transcript has 6 exons. The coding region runs from base 1 to 879 and encodes 292 amino acids. Gene Ontology annotation, cellular component: plasma membrane.